Molecule: messenger RNA, 2014 nt
Organism: Elgaria multicarinata webbii
Lineage: Eukaryota; Metazoa; Chordata; Lepidosauria; Squamata; Anguidae
Product: immunoglobulin superfamily member 1-like
Exons: 12
Coding region: 1-1908 (635 amino acids)
Source: RefSeq, a predicted model, not a curated record
AUGCACUGCUUCGCCUGGAACAAUAUUGAGAUAGACAAAGACCUCCCAUUCUUGUUGCUCUGUUAUUGUGCCACUAAUGGAUUCAUCUCCUUUCCAGGAUGGUGGCUGACCGGGCAGUGGUGGACAUCUAGAGGGCAAUCGUAUCCUAACCCUUCCAUCUCUGUGAUCCCCAGUGGCAUGGUUGCUCUAGGGGGAAAUGUUACCAUCCAUUGCAAAAUGAAAAAAUAUUCAGAUGGAAUGUUCUAUUUUAACAAAAAACAGCCAAAUUGGAAGACUAUACACCAGGAGAAAACUGCAUCUGAUGAAGCUGUAUUUUCCAUUGUCAAUGCCAGCCAAUUGGAUGGAGGGAUCUACUCAUGUAGGUAUUGCAAUAAUUACCGAGUCUGCUCAGACUUUAGAAAAGAAACCUACAUCAACAUUACAGACACCAGCCUUUCCAAACCCUCCAUCAAGAUGAUACUGAGAGGACAGAGCACUCCAGGUGAGAAUGUUACCAUUGUGUGCAAGGGGCCAGAAAAAGAUCUCAUCUUUGCCCUUCAUAAAUCAGGAGAGCAGAUAGCAUCACGGGCUGCAGAGCCAGAGAGAGACACAGCUGAGUUUCCUUUCUCCAUGGUGAGUUUGGAGGAUGCAGAGACCUACACCUGCCAGUAUUGCCGCAGAAGAAAUCCAUUUGUCUGGUCAAAGCCAAGUGACUCUUUGGAGUUGGGUGAGUUCAGUGGAUCCAUCACAACCAUUUGGGCAUACAUAUCUGCUGCAGGCCUUCUUCUUCUUCUGGUUCUCUUGUUGUUUGCCUUUGUAUUGUACAGAAAAAGGAGAAAGGGGUCCUUGGCCAGUGAAGAAGAUCAACCAGUGAGUGUGCCCUUAGAACCUGAUGCUGGAGAAGACCCAGAUGACCCAGAUGGUGUCUCCUAUGCUGAACUGAACCAUCAGCCAACGAAAACCAAGCAAGCAGUCAAUCCUGGCAUUGUCCCUGACUCUUGUGUCUAUGCAUCAAGGGAUGACGAGGAGCAGAGCAGCCUCCCUCAGCAGUCCCGAGUGCCGCGGAGUCCGGAGCAGGCCCAGCCUUCCCGGGGUGUGCACAGGAGCAAGAAGAAAAGGAGCAGGGCCUCCCUCGGCAGCCCCCAAGCGGAGCGACAUGGAGCCAGGCCCAGCCCUCCCAGGGCAUACGCUGGGUGGUGGCUGACCAUGCAGUGGCAGACAUGUAGAGGAAACAUUUAUCACAAGCCUUCCAUCUCAGUGAGCCCUGGCCAGGUGCUCACCCUCUUUGGUAAUGCCACCAUCCACUGCAAGGCUGAAAAGUACCCUCAUAAAGCAGAGUUCAGUCUGUAUGCAGCCGGGGCGUCCUCAACACACAAUGUGGCAUUCAAGAAAGCAGAAGAGGGUGAGGCUGUAUUUUCCAUUGUCAAGGCUAGACAACUAGAUGCAGGGAAAUACUGGUGUAGGUAUUGCUUUAAUCAAAAUACCACACGGUGGUGCUCAUAUCUAAGUGAUGAAGUUUACAUCAAUAUAACAGAUCCCAGCCUACCCAAACCAUCCAUCAAUGUAAGACCUAGGGAUCAACUUGUUCUAGGCAAGGACAUGAUGAUUGAGUGCCAGGGGCCAGAGAAUGAUCUGAACUUCUUCCUGCACAAAUCAAAGGCGCUGAUAGCAUCACAGAUGACAGAGAAAGACACAACUGAGUUCCUUUUCUCUGCAGCGAAGUUGGAGGAUGCAGGGAACUACAGCUGUCAAUAUCACCGCAGAGAGAAUCCGUUUGUCUGGUCAGAGCCAAGUGAUCCCAUAGAGCUCGUUUUGAGUGAUGCAGCUACCCAAGAUGUGGAGAUAUUCAUCUGCUUGGCAGCGGCUGGCGUGGUCUUGCUUGCCUUGGUGCUGGUGGUGACUGAGGCUGUGUACAGCUGGAGGAAGUAGCAGCUUUCAUCAACCAAGUGCCGUUCUUGAACGUAGGGACAUAAGGCGAGGCAUGUUGGAUCAGGGCAAAAGUCCAGGCAGUCCAGCGUUCUGUUCACACAGUGGA